AUGAGAAACCAUCGUGAUUUCUUCUCCAGCCUUCCAAAAGAUGUCAUCUUCCAAAUCCUCGUAAAGCUGUCCGUGAAAUCGCUUCUCCAACUCAGGUGCGUUUCUAAAUCCUUCGCCUACUUAAUUUCCAACCACCACUUCAUCAAACUCCUUACAUACUCCACCGCCCCAACCAGUGGUGGCGGCGGCACCGACACCGGCGACCCUCGCCACCUGCUUUACUAUGAAUCCACCGACUACACAAAACAGUACAUCUCUUUUCACGGUGCUACCGAGUUCUCUUUGUGCAAAAGGCUUGAGGUUCCUUUUGAGAGUGUCCAUGGGUACUUAAGGCUCGUGGGUUCAAGCAAUGGACUCAUCUGUUUGUUUGACACCAACUAUUUCACCUAUAUUGGCACGGUGAUUCUCUGGAAUCCCUCUAUUAGGAAAUUCAAAAUUCUUCCAGAUACGCACUGGUUUCAUCAUUUUACAACCAAAUUUUCUCACAUGGCUGUUGGGUUUGGAUUUGAUUAUAAAAGUUUUGAUUUCAAGGUGGUGCAAAUUUUGUAUGAUAGCGACUAUGAAUCUGAGCGUGGACGUCAGGCUUUGGUUUAUCAAAUAAAAAAUGAAUCUUGGAGGAAAAUUGAGGUGGUAGUGCCCUGUUUUAUGCACAAUAAUUGGUCCAGCAAUGUAUUUGUGAAUGAGAUUGUGCAUUGGUUGGCGUAUACAAGGCUAACGGCUGAUGGUCAGCCUAAUUGCAUUAUGGCUUUCAGUAUAAGUGAGGAGGUUUUUAAGGUGAUGGAGUUGCCGCAAGAUCUUGAACUGAAUUUUAGGGAAUCGCGAUUGUCUCCAUCGAUUGAUGAAAAAUCAUUGGCUCUGUUUGUUAGUUAUUCUGAUAAUGCUGGUGAGAGGUGGGAUAUGUGGUUAAUGAAUGAGUAUGGAAAGGUGGAGUCUUGGAUGAAGAAAUAUAGUAUUGUACGAAAUCGUAUGGUUCCUUUAAAGUUUUUGAAUAAUGGGGAAGAUUUACUUGAGAUGAGCGAAGAGAAUUUGGUUUUGCUCGACCUUGAAAAGGAGGAGACCAAGAAUCUUGAAGUUUCUGGUUUGCCGUUGUCCUUCAACACUGCUGGUUUUGUGCCAAGUUUGGCUUUGCUUGGUGAUGGACAGGAAGUUGCGACUAAAAUUGUCCCGAUCAAUGGUAAUGGUAUCCUGAUGAAUGAUCAGGUAAUGGUGGCUUCAGAGAUUGAUAGCGUAUCAAGAAAAUAUGAAGGAUAA
Messenger RNA from Fraxinus pennsylvanica, 1251 nucleotides. The record is from the annotation of a GenBank genome assembly. Lineage: Eukaryota; Viridiplantae; Streptophyta; Magnoliopsida; Lamiales; Oleaceae.